GAAGGACUUCUCCCCGGCAAACACAACAGAAUCAUCCUCGAUCUCCUGUUUGAUCUUGCGACUUGGCACGCAUAUGCUAAACUACGUCUACAUACUGACGACACACUUGCCUUUUUCGACUCAGCAACAAUCGUCCUUUCCCGAUCAGUCCGCAAGUUCGCGCGCACUACUUGCAAGAAAUAUGUGACGACCGAACUACCACAGGAGCAUGCCGCCCGUAGUAGUCGUCAGGCUGCUCUGGCAUCAAAACAACUGGCGGAACCUGCUACAAGGCAGUCAGCGCAAAAAGAAAAGUCAGUUGUAAGUACCAAGGUCAAGAAACUGAAUCUAUAUACAUACAAAUACCACGCGCUUGCUGAUUACCCUAAUACGAUCCGGAGAAUGGGUACUACAGAUAGUUAUUCCACACAGCCGGUAAGUUUUUUUUUAUCGGGUUAUCUGAUAUCUAAUCUACCAUAG
Molecule: messenger RNA, 459 nt
Organism: Suillus clintonianus
Lineage: Eukaryota; Fungi; Basidiomycota; Agaricomycetes; Boletales; Suillaceae
Exons: 1
Source: RefSeq, a predicted model, not a curated record